Haliotis rufescens (red abalone) is the source of this 1930-nucleotide messenger RNA. Its product is annotated as tyramine beta-hydroxylase-like. The record is from RefSeq and is a predicted model, not a curated record. The transcript is spliced from 10 exons. Gene Ontology annotation, molecular function: copper ion binding; dopamine beta-monooxygenase activity. NCBI's taxonomy places the organism in Eukaryota, Metazoa, Mollusca, Gastropoda, Lepetellida, Haliotidae. The coding region runs from base 197 to 1894 and encodes 565 amino acids.
UAUAAAGAGACGGCCAUAAUAUCUGUGUGAUCAGUGGCUUGUGAUGAAAGGCUGUCACCAACUCUCUGCCCUCCCUGUUUUGAGCACGGGUUCACUUACAAACGUACAUAAGCAGUAACCAUUGAGCUUUGUCAAAAAUCGCGACAAGAGGGUUCGGCGAGCACAUUCUUGUCAAGUUCAAGUAAAUCUCAGCGCUAUGUUUAACUUAGGCAUUCUCACCCUUCUGCUGGUGGCGACUACAUCCGCCUUCCGCUUCUACCAGGAUGAGAUCCCAAACGGAGAUCACGUGCCCCACCCAUGUAAACCCAACUACUUAUGGUGGGGGGUCGGGCACGCCAACCCUCUAGGAGGCGGACCAAGAAACCCAUUUGGACAGGACUUCGCCCGUUAUCACAGGUGGACCGAGGAGUUGUGCCGGCUGGAUUCUGACGGGGAUGGGAUGACCAAUGGUCAAGAGUUGGGCGACCCCAACUGCGUGUGGACAAAGGGCAAUUUCCCCCGAGAAUCAACCGGUAUCACCCAUCCAGGAGUCUGUGACCCAUGGGGCAGCGACCAAUGCCGAGUAGCAAACCAGGCCGUCACGUGUGAAACGGGAGAGUUCAAAUGUGACGGUAUCAACGGCCAAGAUGUGAUGAACAUAACGCUGCGGUUCCCCCCUACUGCCAUCCCCGCUGAGGAAACGACCUACAUGUGCUUAACGUUUGAACUUGACAUGCUUGAAGAAGAUUCAGAGUAUCAUCUCAUUGGCAGCAAACCCUUCAUCGACAACGCCAACGUCAUGCAUCACAUCGUCAUCACGGGGUGUGACGCUACAAGCAGCCCAUUAAGAAAGCCUGGGGUAUGUAAUAUGGCACCGACCGGAUGUCAAAAGACCCUGCAGACCUGGACGCUCGGGAUGCCGGGAGAGUGCGUAUAUCGGGAGGCAGGCUUUAAAAUUGGCAAGCUGGCAGGGAUUACAAGGCUCAACAUGCAGUUCCAUUGGACGAACCCCCAAAAGAGGACGGACUACAUCGACAGCUCUGGCCUAACCCUGUUUGUAACAAAACAACUGAGACGCUACAACGCCGCCUACUUAACGACCGGCCAGAUGCACCUGGACAUCCCUCCCGGCAUGCCCAGAGUGGUCAAGAAGUCUUCAUGUACCCCUGAAUGUACCCGGCUGAUCAUGUCGGAACCGGUCCAUCUGAUGACAGGCUGGAACCAUAUGCACUACUUGGGCUACCAACAGAACGUCGAACUCAACCGGAAUGGCGAGAAACUGCGAGAUUUGACUCCGGAUGAUGUUUAUAAUUAUGACAACCCAACAGUCUACGAAUACAACCCCCCAGUUGAAGUGAGACCAGGUGACAGCCUCGAGACCACCUGUGUCUUCAGGUCUACCUCCCGGUCCACUACCGCCAGGUAUGGUGAAGGGUCAUUCGAUGAGAUGUGUUUUGGUAUAUUUACCUUCUACCCUGCUGAGGCCAUAGAAAUGUCCUCAUGUGUGACCUGGGAUGACGUGGACCUCUGCAGAAUCAACGGCACUUCACUCAACGACUGUGAUCUGAUGAUAUUCUUCAACCCGUCUCACCCACAACGUCAACGUCUAUUUUCAAAGGUUCUUGACAACUGCAAUGCUUACGGAGGCUGUCGCUCGGAGUGUCCCGCGGCUGUAGAGGAAGUACGUCAACAUCCCUGCUUAAGAGGAAGUAUGGAAGCGUAUAUUGGAGACUUAAAACAAAAUGGCGUGACAAGCCUGGAAGUGUUCAAGUUCUUCUCUGCUUUGGAGUCCUGUGAUUGUGUGGACAAGCCCCACACAUCCACCUGGAAGUACCCUGUAAGUCGGGCGGGGGGACACACAGCAGUAGUCUCCAUGAGUAUUCUCUUGUCUGCGUUCACAAUGAUGCUGCCUUAAUUAAAAUUAUACGUAAAGUUGUCAUCAUGCACAACA